Condylura cristata (star-nosed mole) is the source of this 4412-nucleotide messenger RNA. It is a transcript of the gene EXOC5, whose product is annotated as exocyst complex component 5. Lineage: Eukaryota; Metazoa; Chordata; Mammalia; Eulipotyphla; Talpidae. The coding region runs from base 258 to 2384 and encodes 708 amino acids. The transcript has 18 exons. Gene Ontology annotation, cellular component: cytoplasm; exocyst. The record is from RefSeq and is a predicted model, not a curated record. Gene Ontology annotation, biological process: exocytosis; Golgi to plasma membrane transport.
GUUCCACUUCCGGCGUACGAGGCGGUGACAAUGGGAGCGGCGCGGGCGGCGCCGGGAGGCAGCUGACAGGCGUCUGCGGCUUCGCUUCAUGGCCGCUCUCCCGCCCCGCCUGUGCUGUGUGGGGAGUGGGGAAGCCCGUGGCGGCCUGGAGCCGGAGCUGGCGAGCCGAGCGAGGACUUGAGUUGCCGCGCCGUUGAGGCGCAGCAUGUGAAGAGGAGACGGCAGCCAGUGCAAGGCGAGCCUCUCAGCCGGCCGGGAUGGCUACGACGGCCGAGCUCUUCGAGGAGCCGUUUGUGGCAGAUGAGUAUAUCGAACGUCUUGUGUGGAGAACUCCAGGAGGAGGCUCUAGAGGAGGACCUGAAGCUUUUGAUCCUAAAAGGUUACUAGAAGAAUUUGUAAAUCAUAUUCAAGAACUCCAGAUAAUGGAUGAAAGGAUUCAAAGAAAAGUAGAGAAGUUGGAGCAACAGUGUCAGAAAGAAGCCAAGGAAUUUGCCAAGAAGGUACAAGAGCUUCAGAAAAGCAAUCAGGUUGCCUUCCAGCAUUUCCAAGAACUUGAUGAGCACAUCAGCUAUGUAGCUACCAAGGUCUGUCACCUUGGAGACCAGUUGGAGGGGGUAAACACACCCAGACAACGGGCAGUAGAGGCUCAAAAACUGAUGAAAUAUUUUAAUGAGUUUCUAGAUGGGGAAUUGAAAUCUGAUGUUUUCACAAAUUCUGAAAAGAUAAAAGAGGCAGCAGACAUCAUUCAGAAGUUGCACCUAAUUGCCCAGGAGUUACCUUUUGAUAGAUUUUCAGAAGUAAAAUCCAAAAUUGCAAGUAAAUACCAUGAUUUAGAAUGCCAGCUGAUUCAGGAAUUUACCAGUGCUCAGAGAAGAGGUGAAAUCUCCAGAAUGAGAGAAGUAGCAGCCGUUUUACUGCAUUUUAAGGGUUAUUCCCAUUGUGUUGAUGUUUAUAUAAAACAAUGCCAGGAGGGUGCUUACUUGAGAAAUGAUAUAUUUGAAGAUGCAGCAAUACUCUGUCAACGGGUGAACAAACAAGUUGGUGAUAUCUUUAGUAAUCCAGAAACAGUACUGGCAAAACUUAUACAAAAUGUGUUUGAAAUCAAACUACAGACUUUUGUGAAAGACCAGUUAGAAGAAUGUAGGAAGUCUGAUGCAGAGCAAUAUCUCAAAAAUCUCUAUGAUCUAUAUACAAGAACCACCAAUCUUUCCAGCAAGUUGAUGGAGUUUAACUUAGGUACUGAUAAACAGACUUUCUUGUCUAAGCUUAUCAAAUCCAUUUUCAUUUCCUAUUUGGAGAACUAUAUUGAGGUGGAGAUUGGAUAUUUGAAAAGCAGAAGUGCAAUGAUCCUACAACGCUAUUAUGAUUCAAAAAAUCAUCAGAAGAGGUCCAUUGGCACAGGAGGUAUUCAAGAUUUGAAAGAGAGAAUUAGACAACGUACCAACUUGCCACUGGGACCAAGUAUUGAUACUCAUGGGGAAACUUUCCUGUCUCAAGAAGUGGUGGUUAAUCUUUUACAAGAAACCAAACAAGCCUUUGAAAGAUGUCAUAGGCUCUCUGAUCCUUCUGAUUUACCAAGGAAUGCCUUUAGAAUUUUUACAAUUCUUGUGGAAUUUUUAUGUAUUGAGCAUAUUGAUUAUGCUUUGGAAACAGGACUUGCUGGAAUUCCUUCUUCAGAUUCUAGGAAUGCAAAUCUCUAUUUUUUGGAUGUUGUGCAACAAGCCAAUACUAUUUUUCAUCUCUUUGACAAGCAGUUUAAUGAUCACCUUAUGCCACUAAUAAGUUCUUCUCCUAAGUUAUCUGAAUGCCUACAAAAGAAAAAAGAAAUAAUUGAACAAAUGGAGAUGAAAUUGGAUACUGGCAUUGAUAGGACUUUAAAUUGUAUGAUUGGACAGAUGAAGCACAUCUUGGCUGCAGAACAAAAGAAAACAGACUUUAAGCCAGAAGAUGAAAACAAUGUUUUGAUUCAGUAUACUAAUGCCUGUGCUAAAGUCUGUGCUUAUGUAAGAAAACAAGUGGAGAAGAUUAAAAAUUCCAUGGAUGGAAAGAAUGUGGAUACAGUUCUGAUGGAACUUGGAGUACGUUUUCACCGACUUGUUUAUGAGCAUCUUCAACAAUAUUCCUACAGCUGUAUGGGUGGCAUGUUAGCAAUUUGUGAUGUAGCCGAAUAUAGAAAGUGUGCCAAAGACUUCAAGAUUCCACUGGUAUUACAGCUUUUUGAUACCCUGCAUGCACUUUGCAAUCUUCUGGUAGUUGCCCCUGAUAAUUUAAAGCAAGUCUGCUCAGGAGAACAACUUGCUAAUCUGGACAAGAACAUUCUUCACUCCUUCGUACAACUUCGUGCUGAUUAUAGAUCUGCUCGCCUUGCUCGACAUUUCAGCUGAGGUCGAAUUUACAAGAGAAAUGUGUUGAUAGAAAGGCCUUGGUUGAUAGAAAGCACAGGAGAUUUCUUAUGAUACAGCCAACAUUUUAUGGAAAAAUGACUGGAGAAACAGCAGCCAUACUUAGAUUCGAAAUUUUAUUUGAAUUUGGACACUACUAACCAUAUUUUGUUUUUUCAUCCUGAAGUUGAAUUUUAAUUUCAUUUUUGAACUUAAAGAUUUCAUAUUCUAUGAAAAUACAUGUAGUUCUCAUCUUGGACAAUGUUGUUCUCAGAAUACAAAUACGUUAUCAGUGUUCUAGUCCUUACUGUUUAGCGUACUCCAAUGGGAAAUGGGAUAUUUCACCAUCCUGUUUUAUUUAAUAGGUAAAAUACAGCAAAACUACACUUAUUAUUUAUCAUUUUUAAUGACCAUUUCAGCACUCAUUGUUAAUCAAAUUAUUGUAGGUUUCCCUAGAGAACAUUUUGCUGCUUUCCUGAAGAAUUAACCUUUCAGCAUAAUUUCCAUAGUUGGUUGAUUAGACAUUUUUCUGAGGUACAGUAAUACUAUUCUAAGAAAAAUGUUAUAAACUAAACUAAAAUGAUGAAAAAUUUUAUGUAGAUAUUGAGAGUAGAUCAGAAUAGAUCUGCUUUCUGAGUAAAAGAAAAACAAAGUUUACUAUUUCUUAUUUGGUGAACAGAUUUUAAGCCAAUGAUAGCAAGAAAUUAAUGUAACUACCUUGUUUUAUAUUUCAUUUAAGAUAAGGUGGAGGGCCUUAACUAAAGGACCAUAUUUAUUCAUUAUUUUAAUAUUAUAAGGGAAGUGGAAAAGUGAGGUAUAAUCUAAAUGGUGCAUAUGAGAAGUGAAAUACUGAAAGUGUUUAGCAGGAUGCAAUUUUUUAAGAUUUUUCUGUCUUAAUGCUAAACUUGAAUAAGAUGGAGUGACUAAACAUGCAGGUAGUCUUCUAUUUUAAGAGGAAUUGGGACUGAUAAAUAGCAUGUAAAUUCUAAAAUGGGAUGAACUUUGCAAGGACUUGUUGCUAUCCAAAUCUAUAGUUUGUGUCAUCUUUUUCAAAACAUUUCUGAAGUAAUUCCUGAAUGUAGUUAAUUGAAUUGGCUUACUACGGUGACAUAAUAAAUCACUUAUAAAAUUUUAAACAUCAAGUGGAAAUUUAGAAAGGCCAUUACUCUAUAAUCUCUAUAGACUUGCUUUGCAAGAAUUCUUAAUGUGUAGUGUUUCCUCUUCCAUUGUGUUGUUCAUAAGAACGUAUAAAUUUGAAUGUUCAACUCAUUCUUAGCAUUUUUUUCACUUUAAUGUAGGCUUUUUGUCUUAAAUUUGGAAAACUGCUUUUCUUUUAAAAUUAUGUUUCUGAAUGUUCAUAACUUUACCAAAUCUUCCAACUCCAGAGCUAGUUAUUGUUUAAGUUACUAUUGACUGGAUUUCCUUUAUUUUCUGUUUAUCCCAGUGUUUUCAAGGUAAGCAAGAGAAAUGAAGUAUGCCAAUUUUAUCAAAGCAUUUUUCAAUUUUGUGGCAGCUUUAGAAGACUGUCUAGUUUUCUGUUCCUUAGCCAAUGGAAAACUAGAACAAGUUUCGGAUACUAGAGAAAGUCAUAUGCUUGUAUUGUUGCCAUUUUAGAAAGCUCUGAUGUGAAUUCAAAGUAUACCUCUGUUACUUAAAGCCAACAAUUUUAAGGCAGUAGUUUUACUGGCUAUUUGAACUCUUUGUACACUGUGUCAAUUUGUUUAAAAAAAGAAAAAAAAAAGAAAAAAUAUCAAAUAAAAUGAGAGAACAUUUUAAGACUUCCACAUUGUAGAAGCACUUCAAAUUAUUUUGUUUGAAUUAAGUUUUAAAAUGUAAAACAUAAUUGUUCCUUAAAUAUUUUGUUUAUUAUUUCCAUGCUUGAGUCAUGUGCAAUAUUUUCUACUAUGUCCAUUGAUAGGGCAGUGAUAAAACUCAUAAGUGAAUACUUAAUUUAGGCGUGUUAACAUUAAUAUUCAAUAAACAAAUUCCUGCAAUUGUUUUUUUUAUUUCACUCCAUUUUUACAUUUUAAA